GCUCCAAAUCCAAUCGGAGGAAAUCCGCUCGUUCUUACUUUCUCUGCUGCCGCGAGCAAGACACCGGCAUGUCGGCAGCCAACAUGAACGAGUACGAGAUAAAACCUCAAGCAAAGACCCCUGUCGUUGAUACUUCUGCAUGGCCUCUGCUUUUGAAGAAUUAUUCUGAACUCUUAGUUCGAAGUGGGCAUUUCACCCCCAUUCCUGCUGGAUGCAGCCCUUUGAGGCGCGACAUCCAGGAUCACGUUAAAUCUGGUGUUAUUAACUUGGACAAGCCAUCCAACCCUUCGAGUCAUGAAGUCGUCGCAUGGAUUCGACGAAUCCUCCGUGUCGAGAAAACCGGGCACAGUGGCACGCUUGACCCCAAAGUCACAGGUUGUCUUCUCGUUUGCGUUGACCGGGCCACUCGUCUCGUCAAAUCUCAGCAAACCGCAGGGAAAGAAUACGUCUGCAUAAUUCGUUUCCACUCAGCUCUUGAAUCGGAACAAGCCUUCCCCCGUGCACUGGAAACCCUCACCGGAGCCCUCUUCCAACGUCCCCCACUCAUCUCUGCUGUCAAACGCCAGCUCCGCAUCCGAACCAUCCAUCAAUCCAAGUUACUCGAUUUUGACAAGAAGGGAAACCUCGGCGUCUUCUGGGUCAGUUGCGAAGCAGGGACCUACAUUCGUACCCUAUGCGUUCACCUUGGCCUGGUCGUUGGUGUGGGUGCGCAUAUGGAAGAACUCAGACGUGUUAGAAGCGGAGUUGUAACUGAGAACGAUGACAUUGUCACGAUGCACGAUAUCCUCGAUGCACAAUGGUUGUACGACAACACUCGCGAUGAAUCGUAUCUUCGACGUGUUAUUCGCCCUUUGGAAUCCCUUUUGACUGGUUACAAACGCUUAGUGGUCAAGGACAGUUCCGUUAAUGCCAUCACUUACGGUGCGAAGCUCAUGCUUCCAGGUUUACUCCGUUAUGCCGCCGACAUCGAUGCCAAUGAAGAAGUCGUAUUCAUGACUACGAAAGGGGAGGCCAUCGCUAUCGGUAUUGCACAAAUGAGCACUGUCGAUAUGACCACCUGUGACCAUGGUGUUGUCGCCAAGGUCAAACGUUGUAUCAUGGAACGUGACGUCUAUCCCCGUCGCUGGGGUCUUGGUCCUCAUGCUAUCGCCAAGAAGAAGCUUAAAAAGGAAGGGAAACUCGAUAAGCACGGUCGUACUAUUGAAGGUGUUACCCCUAAGGAAUGGACAGAUAAAUAUGUCGAUUAUUCCGCUCCCGCCAAAGCGACAGUACGUUUUCUUUUCCGCCCCCUAGCCUCUCUUUUUGGGGGAAGGGGAUUCAGCGCUUCAAUGACAUGGUAGAACUGAUCAAACUUCUCAAUGCUGCGCAUAAUGCGUUUAUCCAGACUGCCAAGACUAUCACUCCGAGUCCCGCCACUCCCGCUGCGACAAGCAUGGACGUCGACGAGCAAACUAUGGCCAAAUCUGGGGAGCAAGAGAAAAAGCAC
This is a messenger RNA of Cantharellus anzutake, 1486 nucleotides long. Its product is annotated as pseudouridine synthase. Gene Ontology annotation, molecular function: pseudouridine synthase activity; RNA binding. Gene Ontology annotation, cellular component: box H/ACA snoRNP complex. Lineage: Eukaryota; Fungi; Basidiomycota; Agaricomycetes; Cantharellales; Hydnaceae. The coding region runs from base 69 to 1340 and encodes 423 amino acids. Gene Ontology annotation, biological process: box H/ACA sno(s)RNA 3'-end processing; snRNA pseudouridine synthesis; rRNA pseudouridine synthesis. The transcript has 5 exons. The record is from RefSeq and is a predicted model, not a curated record.